CUUGCCGGUGCAUCAUCGACGCUGCCAACUAGGUACUUCGAAGUAGGAGCCAAGCAGCGGAAGCCUGGUAUUACCUUGAUGUCGCAGUCGGCUAGACUAGAGACGACGGAGAGCAGGAAAGAGAAGACACGGAGGACAGGUGUGUGCAAUCCUGCUGCUGCGCGACCUACUGGACAUUCUACUAGAUACGACGAAGGACCAGGCCGACAAGCAGGCAAGGCUUGCAACGAACAGAAUCGGAGAGGACUUUCGGCAGAGCGGAGACUGAGGCGUUGUGCAACAACUCUUAGACUGCAUCAGUGAACAAGUCGGGAACAAAAUCUCUACCCCAAUACUAGGCGCAGCAUUGCAGCGCCAGUCUGACUCGCAGACCAGUCCAGUCCGGCAGUACUGUGCAGUGAGGAGGCAGUACACUCACUGUAGUGGAGAUUAAGCCGGUCAUGGCCACUGACGCAGCCGGAAAGGCCGGUGGACAGCGUCGUCCACGACGACUGCGCAGCGCACGCUUCAUCAACAAGAAAGGGACUGGUGUAUCGAAAAGCAUCAAGUAUGCUCUCUUCUUCUCCAACUUGGUGGUCUGGCUGCUAGGUGGUGGCCUGAUCGGUGUCGGAGCAUACGCCAAGACCUGGAGCGAUACUUGGGGAAGCUUCAGCAAUGUCGGCACAGACCCAGCGCUCAUGCUGAUCGUCGUUGGCACGAUCGUCUUCUUUCUCGGGUUCUGCGGUGCCGUGGGAGCGUUGCGCGAAAACCGGUUUCUCCUGAGAAUCUUCGUGGUCUCGAUGACUAUUCUGGUGGUCGUUGAAGUAGCCGCCAUGGGCUUGGCCUUCGUAUUCCAGGGCAAGGUAAAAGAGCAAAUCUCCGUCAACAUCAUUGAUGCCAUCAAGAUCUACCAUACGAGCAACAUGCAGACAGACUUAGAGGAUGUGCUUGACAACGUGCAGAAACAUUUCGGCUGCUGCGGUGGCAAGUCGCCACGUGAUUGGCCCACGUACAACCCCUAUUUCAACUGCACUAGGGACACCUUCCAUAGCCUGCUGACGGCCUGUGGUGUUCCGCCAUUCUGCUGCAAGAACGAGACGGUCAACACGCAGUGUGGCUACAAGGUCUUCUACUAUCCGGGUAUGCCCGUGUCUGAAUCACGGAUGUGGCCCAGCAUUGAGCGUAUGGAGGAGCUAGUGUACAAGAAUGGCUGCGCUACGACGCUUGUGCAGUGGGUGAAGAGCAACUACAUCAUCCUGGGAGCCUGCGCCCUCUGCAUAGUAAUGCUGCAGAUUCUGAGCAUUGUGGGAGCAGGAUCAAUCUUGAUGACUGUAAACGAACUGCUGGAGACUUUGUAAACUCGCAUCAUUAUUAUCUAUAUCAACCAAAACCUUCAAAUAAUUGUAAACUCAGUCCGACAAAUUUCGGAACAUUGUUAACAUUUAAAAUUCCAUCAUUAUGUGAAGUCUAUAAUUACCGAAACCUUCAUUUCGUUAAUAAUGGAGCAUUCACCCUAAAUCUGCAUCAUCUUCCCUGUGCACAAGUUCACAAUCAUAGAACAGUCUUGGUUUUUUACUGAUUUCUUUCUUUAUGGGUCUGUUUGUGAGAUGGAAAAACAGCACGGUACAACUGACAGCGUGAAUAAAAAAAUCGAUGGUAUGGUAAAGUUAAGAAAAAGUCUACUUCUUCUUUCCGGCCUUCUGGGCGCUCUUUGUUGCCUUGGCAGUAGCAUCGACCUUCUCGACGGCCUUGAUGACACCGACGGCAACAGUCUGUCUCAUGUCACGGACAGCGAAACGUCCCAGGGGAGCAUAGUUGGUGAAGGGCUCAACGACCAUGGGC
Molecule: messenger RNA, 1821 nt
Organism: Sycon ciliatum
Lineage: Eukaryota; Metazoa; Porifera; Calcarea; Leucosolenida; Sycettidae
Product: tetraspanin-33-like
Exons: 9
Coding region: 441-1337 (298 amino acids)
Cellular component (GO): plasma membrane
Source: RefSeq, a predicted model, not a curated record